AUGAUGAUUCUCACAACCUUUUUGGUCAUUCUUGUGACACUAAUGAUUAAAGUUUUUUAUGACACAAUUUCAUGUUAUUGGCUUAAUCCAAUAAGAAUCAAGAAGAUUAUGGAGAAGCAAGGAGUGUUUUGUCCUAAACCUAGAUUUCUAUCGGGAAAUCUUAAAGAAAUCUCAUCUUUUGUUUCCAAAGCAACUUCUCAAGACAUGAAAUCAAUCAACCAUGAUAUUGUUGGUCGUCUUUUGCCUCAUUUUGUUGCUUGGUCCAAGCAAUAUGGAAAAAAAUUCUUCUAUUGGAAUGGAAUAGAACCAAGAUUGUGUCUAACAGAAAUUGAAUUGAUCAAAGAAUUUCUUUCAAAAUAUAGUACAAUAUCUGGGAAAUCAUGGCAGCAACAACAAGGAUCUAAGAAUUUUAUAGGAAAAGGUUUGUUGAUGGCAAAUGGUGAUGAUUGGUAUCAUCAACGUCAUCUAAUUUCACCAGCAUUCAUGAGAGAAAAACUUAAGAGUUAUGCUAUACACAUGAUGGAAUGCACUAAAGAGAUGCUUGAAUCACUUCAAAAUGCCACAUUGGAGUGUGACAAAAUAGAGGUUGAAAUUGGAGAAUAUUUCACAAAACUCACUGCAGAUAUUAUUUCAAGAAUAGAAUUUGGGACAAAUUAUAAAAAGGGGAAACAAAUAUUUCAUCUUCUCACACAAUUACAAACUCUUUGUGCUCAAGCAACUAGAAAGCUUUGGUUUCCGGGAAGCAGGUUUUUUCCAAAUAGUUAUAAUAGAGAGAUCAAGUCAUUGAAGAUGGAAGUAGAAAGACUCUUGAUAGAGAUAAUACAAAGUAGAAAAGAUUGUGUGGAAAUGGGAAGAAGUAAUUCUCAUGGGAGUGACUUAUUGGGAAUGCUUUUAGAUGAUUCUAAAAAGAGUGGUAGCUUAAACCUACAACUAGUUAUGGAUGAAUGCAAAACAUUCUUCUUUGCUGGACAUGAAACAACUGCACUCUUACUCACAUGGACUGCUAUGUUGUUAGCUAGCAAUCCAAUUUGGCAAGAAAAAAUUAGAAAUGAAGUUAAAGAGAUUUUUAGUCAAGGAAUGCCUUCUAUUGAUCAACUCUCGAAACUCAAUGUGUUGCAUAUGGUAAUCAAUGAGUCAAUGAGACUCUAUCCUCCAGCAACCCUACUCCCUAGAAUGAUUUUUCAAGACAUUGUUUUAGGUGAUCUUUUUAUUCCUAAAGGCUUAUCAGUUUGGAUUCCAGUAUUGGCUAUUCAUCAUAGCGAAGAAUUAUGGGGAAAAGAUGUAAAUGAAUUCAAUCCACAAAGAUUUGCUUCAAAAUCAUUCAUACCUGGUCGUUUCUUACCUUUUGCUUCUGGCCCAAGAAACUGUGUUGGACAGUCAUUUGCUAUGAUGGAAGCUAAGAUUAUUUUGGCAAUGUUAGUUUCUAGGUUUAGCUUCACCAUUUCUGAGAAUUAUAAACAUGCACCGAUCACUGUUCUUACUAUUAAGCCUAAACAUGGUGUGCAAAUUUGUUUGAAGCCUUUAGAUCAUUAA
Molecule: messenger RNA, 1533 nt
Organism: Lathyrus sativus (Indian pea)
Lineage: Eukaryota; Viridiplantae; Streptophyta; Magnoliopsida; Fabales; Fabaceae
Source: the annotation of a GenBank genome assembly